GGGAGAUAUUUGGAGCCGGCUGCAGAGAGGUUUGGAGUGGGCCGGCUUUAGAGAGAAAUGGUAGAAAUUGAUUAUGUGUAAAUUUUGCAAUGCUAAAAAUUGAUUAUAUGUAUACAAUUUGUGUUAUGCAGGUGUAGGUUACAACAAUGGAUAGUUUUUUGGAUUUGAUGAGUGAUCCAAACAUUGAAGACAAUGGACCGUAUUGGGAUGAUAGUCAAUUUGCAAGCCCACUUGAGGAGCAACAAACGCCACAUGUAGAAGCUGGUGCAUCCCAAAAAGCAAAAAAGGCUAGAUCAAAAAAUUUCAGUGUAAAAGAAGACAACAUGUUGGUGUCGGCAUGGCUAGAAGUUAGUUUGGAUGCUAUACAAGGGAAUGAACAAUCACGUGCUACGUAUUGGCAAAGAAUUACUGAUUAUUUUCAUGAGCACAAGGACUUUGCAUCUGAUCGUAAUUCCAAUUCUCUACAGCAUCGUUGGUCUGUCAUACUAGAAGGUGUUAACCGAUUUUGUGGAUGUUAUGUUCAGAUUCAAAACAGGAGGCAAAGCGGGGUGACAGAACAAGAUAAGGUAAUGCAUGCAUGUGAAUUGUAUAAGUCAAAAGAUCCGAAAGGCAGAUCGUUCGGAUUGUUGCAUUGUUGGAAUAUCUUGCAGCACGAGCAAAAGUGGAAGGAUAGGUGCGGCGAGAAAAAACAGAAGACAUCCACCACUGGAAGUCCAUUGUCCAGUCCUGGGACCAAUGAGAGUCAUCUAGAGGUUGAUGGGGAGGGUCAUACUUCAGAGCCCGUGGUUAGGCCAGUAGGUAGGAAGGCGGAGAAAGAGCGACAGCGGCGAGGUAAAAAUCCCAUUUCUUCUGGAGAUAAUCUUUACAUGGAAGCGAUGGAAAACUUGUGGGCUAAGAAGAAAGAGGCAGAAGCCUUGAAAGAGGUUGCAAAAAAAGAGCGCAAUGAUGAAAGACUUGCACUUGAGAAGAAAAAGAUUGAACUGAAGGAACAAGAUAUUGAGUUAAGGAGAAGGAUUGAAGAUGAUAAGGUGAUGAAUAUGGAUCUUAGUGCUAUGAGUGAGCGACAACGACAUUACUAUACACGCUUGCAGGAUGAGAUCAUUGCUCGGCUGUUUGGCACAGGCUCGGGUUGAGCUACUUCAUAUAUAGAACUUUAAGUAUUUUGUUGGCACUUUAAGUAUGUUGUAUAAACUUUAAGUAUGUUGUAUAAACUUUA
Phragmites australis (common reed) is the source of this 1216-nucleotide messenger RNA. Its product is annotated as glutathione S-transferase T3-like. The record is from RefSeq and is a predicted model, not a curated record. Lineage: Eukaryota; Viridiplantae; Streptophyta; Magnoliopsida; Poales; Poaceae. Bases 147 to 1133 code for a protein of 328 amino acids. The transcript is spliced from 2 exons.